Messenger RNA from Aspergillus puulaauensis, 1056 nucleotides. Its product is annotated as FAD-dependent oxidoreductase. The record is from RefSeq and is a predicted model, not a curated record. Gene Ontology annotation, molecular function: D-amino-acid oxidase activity; FAD binding. The coding region runs from base 1 to 1056 and encodes 351 amino acids. The transcript has 3 exons. Lineage: Eukaryota; Fungi; Ascomycota; Eurotiomycetes; Eurotiales; Aspergillaceae.
AUGUCAGAAAAAGAAACAAUCGUCGUGAUCGGCGCCGGCGUCCUCGGCCUCACCACCGCACUAACAAUCCAACAAUCCCUCCCCCCCACUCAAAACAUCCUCCUCAUCGCCCGCGACUUCCCCUCCACAACAUCCAUAAACUACACCUCCCCCUGGGCCGGCGCCCACUACCGCCCGGUGCCAGGCCACACCCCCCAAGCCAUCCGCGAAGAAUCCCAAGCCCAAUACAGCUACACCCAAUUCCACGCCGAAGCAGCAAACCCCGCCUCAGGCGUCUCCCUCACAGAUGCAGUCGAACACCUCGAGAACCCACCGGCUGAAUAUCUCGACGAGUCUGUGUUCGAGAUCUACGCGCAUCUCGAUGGCUUCCGCAAAUUGGCUCCUGGGGAGUUACCGCCCGGCGUGAAGUGGGGUGUCAAGUAUCGCACUUUCUGUAUUAACUCGCCUGUGUAUUGCGCGUAUUUACUAAGAAAAUUUAUCCUGCGCGGUGGAGAGACGAGAGAAUAUACCCUUGCGAAUCCGAAAGAGGCAUUCUAUCUCGCGGGGACGGGGACGGGGAAUGUAAAGACCGUUGUGAAUUGUUCCGGGAUGGGAUUCGGUGAUGAUAAGUCGUUUAUUAUCCGGGGCCAAACAUGCCUGGUCCGCAAUCCAUGCACGGUAACACUCACGCGCCAAAACAGCGACGGCACCUGGUCCUUCUGCAUUCCGCGCCCGCUCGAAGGCGGAACGAUCAUCGGGGGCACGAAGCAGCCGCACAACUGGGACCCGAAUCCAUCGCCCGAAACUAGGGAGAGAUUGCUCCGGAACGCGGCGAAGUGGUUCCCCUUUACGGCUGAGAGUGGGGGGCGGUUUGAUGUGAUUCGGGAUAUUGUUGGGCGGAGGCCGGCCAGGGAAGGGGGGGUUAGGAUUGAGGUUGAGGAUGUUGAUGUUGAUUCUGAUGGACUGCAGGGGAGGAUUGUUCAUGGGUAUGGUGCUGGGGGAAGGGGAUAUGAGCUUUCUUGGGGGGUUGCGAGGGAUGUUGCUGCGCUGGUUGGGGUUCAGAAGGCGAGGUUGUAA